AUGUCUUGCUCUAGUCAAGCGGAUGCUGAUGAUUCCUCUGAAAAGCAAGCCAUCCAAGAUACAGAUCCAAAGCCACUUCAGCCAUCAACUUCUCAAACUGGUCAGGAAUUAACUAAAAACCAAAUAAAGAAAAUAGCGAGAAGGCAAAGACUGCUGGAGAAAGUAAAAUCCAAUAGAAAGCAGGAAAGGAUAAAAAGAAAAGAACGAAGACGUCUUCGCAUAGCAAAUGGUGAUGUGCAACCUAGGGCUAUCAAAUCUAUGAGUAGUAAAUGUGCAAGCAACAUUCGUGUGGCCAUUGAUAUGAGCUUUGAUCAUCUAAUGACGGAUGGGGACAUUGCAAAAUUACUAAAGCAGCUACAACGUUGCUAUGCUGAAAAUAGACGAGCUGAACACGCUUUACAGUUUUAUAUAACCGGUUUAGGUGGUAGAUCUGAGCAGAGGUUCAAAGACGCUGUUAGUGGAUACGACAAAUGGGAUGUUUACAGAAAAUCGGAGUCAUUCUUAGACAUAUUUAAGAAGGAAGAAAUAGUAUAUUUAACGUCGGAUUCAUCCAAUGUCUUAAAAGGUCUUGUGUGA
Molecule: messenger RNA, 576 nt
Organism: Trichoplax adhaerens
Lineage: Eukaryota; Metazoa; Placozoa; Uniplacotomia; Trichoplacea; Trichoplacidae
Exons: 6
Coding region: 1-576 (191 amino acids)
Biological process (GO): tRNA N1-guanine methylation
Cellular component (GO): nucleus; nucleoplasm
Molecular function (GO): tRNA binding
Source: RefSeq, a predicted model, not a curated record